AUGAGGUUUGAUCUCUACGUCGACAGCUAUCUGCGAUACAAACGGGGCACCAACAAAAUCGCAGAAUGGCUCGUCAACUCGGGACGCCUUUGUGGCRCCAAAUUGGACACGCCGAAGAAAUCUGGCUCGGGGCGCAAAUAUCACAUGCCCCUUGUCCAAGUUCCGAGAGGUUGCAGACACAAUCGCACACUGUACGGAGCCAGCGAUCGAAGUCCGACCAGAGCUGCUGCAUCUUCUGCAAGAGGUCAUCGCGCUCCGAGAAGCUGCAACGGUCUUCUAUCGCUAUAA
Molecule: messenger RNA, 288 nt
Organism: Ramularia collo-cygni
Lineage: Eukaryota; Fungi; Ascomycota; Dothideomycetes; Mycosphaerellales; Mycosphaerellaceae
Exons: 1
Coding region: 1-288 (95 amino acids)
Source: RefSeq, a predicted model, not a curated record